This is a messenger RNA of Lachancea thermotolerans CBS 6340, 1257 nucleotides long. RefSeq names its product argininosuccinate synthase (gene ARG1). Gene Ontology annotation, molecular function: ATP binding; argininosuccinate synthase activity. Gene Ontology annotation, cellular component: cytoplasm. NCBI's taxonomy places the organism in Eukaryota, Fungi, Ascomycota, Saccharomycetes, Saccharomycetales, Saccharomycetaceae. Gene Ontology annotation, biological process: L-arginine biosynthetic process; urea cycle. The transcript has a single exon. The record is from RefSeq and is a predicted model, not a curated record. Bases 1 to 1257 code for a protein of 418 amino acids.
AUGUCUAAGGGAAAAGUUUGUCUAGCAUACUCCGGAGGUUUGGACACCUCUAUCAUUCUCGCCUGGUUGUUGGAAGAGGGCUACGAGGUUGUGGCCUUCAUGGCCAACGUCGGGCAAGAAGAGGACUUCGAUGCCGCUGAAAAGAAGGCCAUGGCUAUCGGUGCCACUAAAUACGUGUGUGUUGACUGCAGAGAGGACUUCGUCAAAGACGUUCUGUUCCCAGCCGUUCAAGUCAACGCUGUAUACGAGGAUGUGUACCUGAUGGGUACCUCGCUGGCUAGACCAGUGAUCGCCAAGGCGCAAAUCGACGUCGCCGAGGCUGAAGGCUGUUUCGCCGUUGCCCACGGUUGCACAGGUAAGGGUAACGACCAGAUCCGUUUCGAACUAGGUUUCUACGCCUUGAAGCCAGACGUCAAGGUUAUUGCCCCAUGGAGAGACCCAGCAUUCUUUGAGCGUUUCGCCGGCAGAAAGGACCUGUUGGACUACGCUGCUGAGAAGGGCAUUCCUGUCACCCAGACCAAGGCCAAGCCAUGGUCUACCGAUGAGAACCAGGCUCACAUCUCUUACGAGGCUGGUAUCCUAGAAGACCCCGACACCACUCCUCCUAAGGGCAUGUGGAAGCUGAUUGUUGACCCACAGGAUGCCCCAGACAAGCCAGAGGACCUAACUAUCGUCUUUGAGAAGGGUAUUCCUGUCAAGAUCUCAUUUACCGAGGACGGCGAGGCCAAGGAAGUUACCAAGCCGCUAGACGUCUUUUUGACUGCCUCCAACUUGGCUAGAAGAAACGGUGUGGGCAGGAUCGACAUCGUUGAGGAUCGUUACAUCAACCUGAAGUCUAGAGGCUGUUACGAGCAGGCUCCUUUGACCGUCUUGAGAAGGGCUCACGUUGACCUGGAAGGUCUGGUACUAGACAAGGAAGUCCGCCAUUUGAGAGACCAGUUUGUCACUCCAACAUACUCUAGACUAAUGUACAACGGUUCCUACUUCACCCCCGAAUUCGACUUCAUCAAGUCAAUGAUUGCUCCCUCGCAGACUCAUGUCAAUGGCCAAGUCAGACUCAGACUGUACAAGGGUAACGUCAUUGUUCUAGGUAGAUCUUCCGAGACUGAGAACCUCUACGAUCCAACUGAGUCCUCCAUGGACGAGUUGACUGGCUUCUUGCCCACCGACACUACCGGCUUCAUCGCUAUCCAGGCUAUCAGAGUCAAGAAGUAUGGUGAAGCCAAGAAGGCCAAGGGAGAAAAACUCACUUUGUAA